UUGUAGCUUAUUAAACUCAUCCCCUCCCUUCAUCAUUUGUCGCCUUAGUACAGCAUAUAAUAGUUUGAUUCUCAACAGUUGCCAAGCAGUCACAAAUUGUAGUGAAAUAUGCAGGGGCUGCAGCUGCUCAGCACCUUUAAAAAUUAGUCCACGAGGGUAUGAAACUACCUUUGGCAGCAGCUGGUAUCUCCAUUUUUCAUAUGGGUAAACUGAGGCACAGAAAGAUGAUGUGACUUUCCCCAAAGUACCCAGUAGGGCAGUGGCAAAGUUGGAACUAGAUUCCAGGAGUCCUGACUCCCAGCCCUUUACUUAAGCCACUAAAUAAUCCUUUCUACCAUCUGUGCAUCCUGACAAAGAUACCUUAUAGAAUGAUCCGUCAAAUAUCUAAUGACCCACUGUUUGCAAAACCUAAUUUCUCUGAAUGGAACAGAGUGGUCAUUUUAACAGAUCAAAGUAGAUCAAGUGUUGUUAGUUCACAAGUCAAGACAGUUCCUCCAAUUGCUGGUGCCAGAGACUCCCAGUCGUGAUGUGAAAACCCAGCUAUUUGGUCAGCUUCUGACCUAAUCACUGCUGUAGGAGGUUCUUAGCUGACCAUUUUGUUGGUGCUACAUGAGUCAGAAUGGACUCCAGCUCUCUCUCCUGCAGCUGUAUUAGCUCCUGCUAAGCUAGCAGAAGGAAGAUCUUUUUUUCCAUCGGCAAUGGGAACUCCAUACGUUCAGGAAGCAGAGAUCUGAGUAACUGGAGGCCAUUUUUAUGUAGACACCCUUUCAGCCGGAACUGCUCCUUAACUGACUCACUUUUAACGUGUAGUCUUUCUGUAUUCUAGAACCCCAGCUGUUUACCUUAUCUCAGGGCUUCUCAACCUGGAGUUUGUGAGCAGAUGCCAAGGGGUUGUGGCCAUGCUGCCCUCCCCUCGUGCUAAAAGGGAUGGAACGGAUGGACCCCAGUAUGGAAAAGAUUGAGAACUGCUACCUGCCCUGGUGAAGAAAAACCCGGCUGUGCACGUACAUACACAAAUAUUUCAUUCACCGGGUAACUCGGAUUUUAGCUGCUUUGCAGUAUGAUAAGCUAUAGCAAGAGAAAACUGACGGCUUGUUAACCAGAUAGCAAGGGGAUUAUAAGAGGAACUGGGCUCCAGACUUUCAGUUGGGUCACAGCUCUGCCACCGCUUGCGAAAUGAAGAUGUUUCAAAUUGUCAAGGUAAAAUGAAGAAGAGCAGCCUCGUGGUACCGCAGGACAGCUGAUUCCAGCGUUCUCCAUUUUCCCUGUACUUGCUGAGCGGGAAGCAUGGCAUUAAAGAAUGACAACACCUUGGGGCGCAUCGCUAGUAUCCCUCUGUUCAACUCGGCUUAUCAGAUUGCUGUGUUCACCUACGCGGACAUAAAAGGUACCCACCCUGUGGUGGGUUUCUUCCAUGACAUGGCAGAGCGCAGCGUGAGCACCAUGGUGGGGGUGGCUGUGAUGGCAGCCACUCCUGUCGUGCAGAGGCUGGAGGUGCCAAUAGCUGCAGUUAAUAGCUACACACUGAGAGGCGUGGCCGAGCUGGAGGCGAGAUUCCCCAUUCUGGAUCAGUCAGCGGACGAGGUCCUCGGGAAUUUGCGAGGCAGCCUGGCUGCCGGUAUGGAGCAGCUGCAGGCCCGCACCGCUGAGCGAGUGGGCUGGCUGAUGGAGCGGGCCAGCAGGGUGGUGGAGGACGUGAUGGACAUUGCGGCCUUGGGGGUGAACAUCGUCCUGAAUGCCAGCGUCAUUGGCCAAGUGCUGGAGCCCAGGGCCGAGGCAGCUCUGAGCCGCGUGGAGCAGAUUGCGAUCCACUAUCUCCCUGCCACAGAGGAAGAAACCAAAAGGCAGGUGCCAAGCCUCAGAGGCGUGAAGCAGAGCCCGGAAAGCGAGCAGACCUAUGCCAGGCGGCUGCAGCUUGUGAUUGCUACCUCUGCCCAGCGAGCGAACCGGAGAGCGUGGUCGUAUGCAGAAGAACUAUGGCGUUUGAUGCUCCGGGCCCUGAACCAGCUGUUGGAGUUUGCUGUCGAGUUCUUCAAGCCUCCUUCAAUCGCCGCCUUGCCGAGAGCGCACAGAAGCCGAUGCUUAUUGGUGUCUCUGCAGACACAGGACUGGUGUUACCUCCGUACUGCAGGAGGCCUUUUGAUCAAUUAAUUUGCCUGAAGUCUUCCAGAGAUCUGCCUGAUGGAGCUGAUUUUCCAAGAUCCUCAAUCCUCCCAGCGGCUGUUGAGUUCAGCUGCAUUUGUCGGUGCCCAGCCUCUCUAAAGAGCAAGCCCCAGGCCUCUUCUCUAUCUCCCUGUUCAGAGGCUGCUCGACCCUUCCUGGUAGGGCCAGGUGGAGGUGACCCCAGUCCAUAAAUGUUACAGUGGAGUUAGAGGUGAAUUGGAGCUGCAGAAUUCAGAUCCAAAUCCGGACUCCCCCCAGGGUUGGGUUUCAGCCCGUUCCGGAGUUGAGGGACACCUGCUGAACUUCCCCGCAGCCUGGAGGUGUUUGACUCCAGGCCCAGGCUCCAUCCCACUCUCCCUGGUCCUGUCAUUUACACCAAUGCAGUGUGCUUGUCGAACGCUGCCAUUCUGAGCCUGUGGCAUUUCACACCUGCUCUGCAUAGUUUAAACGACAGCGGCUGGUGCAGAGACUCAGGCCCCUGGUGUAUGGGAGGUAAUGACUGCUGCUAGACAGGGCAGUGUCUGGAGAGCCAGGGGCCCCUUUGUAACUGGGAAGCCAGAGCCCCAUGCACCCAGCUGUUUACCCAGAAUUGCAUUCCACUUUAACUCCUGGUAGGUCAGUAGAUACUUAUUGGGCACGAUACUUGGUCAGUGGCCCUCUGUGCUUGGCUCCUAACAGAGCACAUGCAUGAUGGACAUUGUCCAAGCUCACCCUUCCCCACUGCUGGUCAUCCUCUUUCAUUAAGGUAACAAAACCCUCAGGUAGGACUGUGCUUAUCAUGAUAAACCUUAGCCCCCCUCCCUCCUAAGCAGGCUCGUUACAUCUCAUCCCUGGAGGCCCUCUUCUAGUGCUCCCUUCACUCCCAGACUCUCAGCCUUUAUGUUGUUGAACAGGCUUAAUCAGGCCUCACCUGGUCUGGCUGAAAGGGUGAGUCAGUAGAGUAGCUCUGCACCUCCAUACAAGGUUCCUGUUUAAUGCCCUAAACCAGAUAGAACAGAUCCUUUGAUUCACCUCCCAUGAUCCAAAAGGGCCCAUUGUUUCUUGAUAUGGCAGCUUUGGGGGAAUUGGUGAACAGGGAUGUCAAAUAUAUGUCCAUCAGCACCAGAAUGGGACCCUACAUUUUUUAUGUGAUCUGAGCUGCUUUUAACGUCUAUCUUUCCUUGCAUGUUAUUUUUUUAUAAUGUUCUUUGCACAGUCCUCAUUUAGAGACACCCUCAGAUCUCACACACCCCAGUCCCUAUUGGAUUAGGAGACUGGGCCUGAUUCUGAUCCCUGGGGCAAACCCAGAGUCACUCUCUGCAUUGGAUUUACACCAGUAUAGGAGAGAUCAGAGCCUGGCCUGUAGCUGCUACUGCGCUCUUCCAAAUCCAGAGCCUUUCUGUAACAUCCUGGAAAUGCUGGGAGCUGAGCUUUGUUCUGCUGUGUUGCCCCCAGCAAAGGGAAAUGACCGCAUCUCUGUGACUGCUCAGCCAGUUGGGAGGUUAGCAGAUUCCUGAGCUGAUGCUGACUAAGGGGACAUGGUCUCUGCCCUCGCUCAGUUCCCGGAGCUCUGGGUCACGCUGUAGCCUGCGGGCUCAGGGGAGAACGUGUGGGCUGCCACACAGAGGGGUAAGUGCUAUUCCAGGGCAUUUGCUUCAGUGUAUGGACUCCGGUGUAAAACCAA
Gopherus flavomarginatus (Mexican gopher tortoise) is the source of this 3826-nucleotide messenger RNA. RefSeq names its product perilipin-2-like. Bases 1288 to 2151 code for a protein of 287 amino acids. Gene Ontology annotation, biological process: positive regulation of triglyceride storage; lipid storage. The transcript has 7 exons. Gene Ontology annotation, cellular component: cytosol; lipid droplet. NCBI's taxonomy places the organism in Eukaryota, Metazoa, Chordata, Testudines, Testudinidae. The record is from RefSeq and is a predicted model, not a curated record.